AUGGCGUUGAUACAGAACUUAGUUGUUUUUGCUCUGAUCUCGAUCACCUUUGCUAGUGCUCAACUAAAAAUGUUUCACGAAGUAAGGUUACUACAUUUAAUUUUAGACGACGAAGACACUGGUGGCGUAGAUAGAGCCGGACACAGUGGAGGUGGAGGUCAUGGUCAUGCGUAUUCCUUUCAUCACUUUUCUGGACCCGUGGUGGGCCAUCACGAAGAGAUCAGUUGGAAAGACAAACACGGCCAUCAUCAUCACGAUUACAAGGCCCAUCCUAAGUAUAAGUUCGCUUAUGGUGUGGAUGAUAAACACACCAAGGACUACCAUGGACAGAAGGAACAUCGCGACGGGAAAGAGGUCGAAGGAGAGUACCAUAUUCACGAACCUGGUGGCAACAUGAGGAGCGUAAAAUAUCAUUCUCACCCCCAUGGAGGUUUCUUCGCGGAAGUUCAUAAUUAUGGAGGAAAUGAUCAUUCUGGUGGUACUUAUGGUGGACAUAAGCAUAGAUAAAUUACACGAUAUCUUUUAUUUAUCUGAAUAUCGUUGUUAUUGAAUUCACAUUGUUACUGUUAUCGUUACACGCACAAUGUAUUUAUUAUUAUUAUAUAAACUACAAUUUUGUUCUUAUUGUUGUCACGUUAAAGAAUAUUAAGCAGAAAAUACAUUAAAAAGCAAAUCAAACGUUAAGUUGACUUAACUAAAUAUCCGAGAACUCAUAAAAAAUUAACAUUCAAUACGGCUGUAAUCAUGUUACGAAGAUUUAUAUGGGAAUAUGUAUAUACGAUUCGUAUAUUUCAAUAAUUUUUAUCAACGUUGCGUGGAAACUACAAUUUCUUGUCAGUUCGAAGUUUCACGAAUGCAAAUCAUAACAAUGCACCUAAUUCUUCCUUUUUUCAUAGAUAAAGCAAUUAAAAUAAAAUAUGCAUUGCUUUCAAAUAUUUCUUCUUUAAAUUAAAGCUCUGAGUAAAUUUUUCAUAAAGCAAACAGAGGAAGUAACUUCUGUAAUUAAAUUAACCAAAUUUACCCAAGUUAUCUCAAACUUUCUUUCAUCCAGACGUCGUUCAAAAAGGAAGAUUCAAAUUCUAGCAAUGAUAAAAUUUCAUGAAACUUAUUCAGGAAUACAAACGCAUUAUUCCGCUUCCAAAAAUACGAGGACGUACAAUCCUCUCGCUUCUGCAGCGAUGUGUAGGAUGUGUAACACCUUCUAGUUCUGGUCCUCUAUAUCGCAUCGCCGACUAUAUUUUCGCGUCGCCGACUCUUGCGAUGAUCAAAUGCCACUUGAAGCUCGUUAAAGUAAUUAGCUGACAGAGUUUGUCACCGUUUCCAUGCUUUACGUAUCGCUUGGAAAAUUAUUUUGUCUACUGAAAAGAACAUAACAUAUUUUUCAUUUCUUAUUUAUAGUAAAACUAGCGAGUAAAUCUUUCUUUUUAAUAUAAUUUUCGAUGUAUUGAUAGAGGUUGAAUCAUUUUAUAAAGAUUAUGUGUAUCCACUCCAUAUCGUAGGAGAUUUCGCAUUUUGCAUUGCAGCUAAUAAUACAAUAUAAAUAUUUUAUUAAACGACUGGCCCAUGAAAACUAUCUGAAUCAGAAAUUCAUCGCAACCAACCUACUCCCUAUGUACUCACGCACAAAUGACGCAUAUUCAUUCCGUAUACGAAUGCGCGCUGCAACGCGCAGCGCAGAUCGAUACAGUCCUUACUAAAGUAAACGGAUGGAUUACGAGUAGACUACGUGAAAUAAGCUUUCCUCGCAAAAGAAAUAUGUCGACAAAGUGGACGGAGUUAGCUUGUUCCACUUAUAUAAUCUCACGCCUCUUGCUAUCCUCUUACGCUUCCAUCUUCUGCAGAAUGGAUACAUUUAUUUAUCUAAUCCUGCGAAAAUCGUGAAUCCAACAAUUCUGUUACAAAAAUGCAUUUGAAUGACUUUAAUGUUGCACAAAAACUUUAUUAAAAUAUAUACAAUCUACGUUAUGGAGCAAAGUAUUCGUAUUUCCCUGCGAGACAGUGAGAGAUGUACAUUCAUUGAAAUAUUGAAACAUCUUUCUAUACAUAUGAUCUCCCGGGUGAAAAGAUGUGUUUCUUGUUUAAUAUAUCUUCUCUCGAGCCACUUCGUUUCAAUUUUUUAAUUCCGAGUCGUUAACGACAAUUGAUUAUUAA
Molecule: messenger RNA, 2151 nt
Organism: Bombus impatiens (common eastern bumble bee)
Lineage: Eukaryota; Metazoa; Arthropoda; Insecta; Hymenoptera; Apidae
Gene: CPR11
Product: adult-specific cuticular protein ACP-22-like
Exons: 4
Coding region: 1-507 (168 amino acids)
Cellular component (GO): extracellular matrix
Source: RefSeq, a predicted model, not a curated record